AUGGGGAGAAAAAUUUUGCUUCUCAUUGCUGUGGUCCUAGUAGCUUAUUAUGUUUAUAUCCCUCUUCCAGGGGAUAUUGAGGAACCUUGGAAAGUGAUGCUGGAAACAACACAACUAAAAAUAAUGAUGGAUUUGGUUUCUUUUGCUGAAGAUUUGGGGAUUAAUCAUUACAUGGACAUGAUGCAAUUACUUAUGAGAUUUCAAGAAGUCCAAGCCACUUCUGAUGAAAAUGUCACUGUGAUAGACACAGCUUUCAACAGUGUUCCUGUUCGUAUAUAUGUGCCCAAAAGGAAGUCAGAAUCACUCAGGAGGGGCCUGUUUUUUAUUCAUGGUGGUGGUUGGUGUUUUGGGAGUGCUGCUCUUCCUGCCUAUGACCUUCUGUCAAGACAGACAGCUGAGAGACUCGAUGCUGUGGUCGUAUCAACUGACUAUGGCUUAGCCCCCAAAUAUCAUUUCCCACAUCAGUUUGAAGAUGUUUAUAGAGCCUUACGAUGGUUUCUACAGGAAGACAUUCUUGAAAUAUAUGGUGUAGAUCCUCGAAGAGUUGGUGUAUCUGGGGACAGUGCUGGUGGGAACUUAGCUGCAGCUGUGACCCAACAGCUCAUAAAGGACCCCGAUGUCAAGAUCAAACUCAAGGUCCAGGCCUUAAUAUAUCCUGCCCUUCAAGCUCUUGAUAUGAAUUUACCAUCACAUCAAGAAGGAUUAUAUUUUCCAUUUUUAUCCCCCUCAUUGAUGGUCAGGCUUUGGAGUGAAUAUUUUACUACAGAUCGAACCCUGGAGAAAGCCAUGCUUCUCAACCAGCAUGUACCUAUGGAAUCUAGCCAUCUGUUCCAAUUUGUGAACUGGAGUUCCUUGCUCCCUGAGAGAUUUAAGAAAGGUUACUUUUAUAAGAGUCCGACUCUUGGUAGUUCUGAGCUAUCUAAAAAGUACCCAGGAUUCCUAGAUGUGAAAGCAUGCCCUCUGUUGGCCAAUGACAACACAUUGAGUCUUUUACCUCUGACCUAUAUCAUUACUUGUCAGUAUGACGUCCUAAGAGAUGAUGGAGUCAUGUAUGCCACACGGCUUCAGAAUGCUGGAGUUCAUGUGACUCAUCACCACAUUGAGAAUGGAUUCCAUGGAGCAUUUACCCUUCAUGGUUUUCUAAUUGCAUACAGGUUAAAAAACCAGUAUUUCAAUUGGCUUAUGGAAAAUCUAUAGCAAACCCUACAUAAUGAUUUGUUGAAGA
Molecule: messenger RNA, 1225 nt
Organism: Phodopus roborovskii (desert hamster)
Lineage: Eukaryota; Metazoa; Chordata; Mammalia; Rodentia; Cricetidae
Gene: Aadac
Product: arylacetamide deacetylase
Exons: 5
Coding region: 1-1197 (398 amino acids)
Biological process (GO): positive regulation of triglyceride catabolic process
Cellular component (GO): endoplasmic reticulum membrane
Molecular function (GO): serine hydrolase activity; triacylglycerol lipase activity
Source: RefSeq, a predicted model, not a curated record